GUUCGUCGGAGGCGUGGCAUAGACAACGCGGGAACUGGCGGGUUCUGUUACUUUUGUUUCGAGUCGAAAGUGUUACAACCCGCUCAACUGACUCCUUUUAUUUAUUGUGGGAUAAUCCUGAUGUGUUCCCGCUCCAAGUUGUUCCUGGCGAGACAAGUUGGAGGCAACGUUACAAAGUUGCAGAUUUAUUCACAAAAGUUUAGUUAGUUCGCAUACUAACGUUAGCUUGAAGUUGAGGCAGCUACUGCUGUUAGCUAGCUAGCUAACGUUUUUCUUUGUUUUAAAAAAUACAGCGGUUUGUAUUAGAUGCUAGCUUUCUAGCUAGCUAACCCGAACAGAACUUGUGUGUCAUGGAAUCGUUUCAGAAAGUGGAAAAGAUUGGAGAAGGGACGUACGGAGUGGUGUACAAGGCAAAGAACAGAGUCACUGGAGAGACUGUUGCCCUCAAGAAAAUCAGACUAGACACGUAAGUGGUGUCUGACUGACAGCUAGGUUAGCUGGCUAUCGUUAGCCAGCUAAUUGUCACCCUGGCAAGUAGCUGGCUCCUCAGUUGCUUACUAGUUAGCUAACAUACAGUAGUUAGCUAUGUCGCUACCUAGUUAGCUAUGUCGCUACCUAGUAAGUUAUGUCGCUACCUAGUUAGCUAGCUAACUGUUAGUUACUUGACCUGAAUUGAUAACCAGUAAGUCUUGAAAGUAGGACGUGUUAUGCUAGCUAACUAGCUGGAUAGCUUAGCUAGCUAUAAAGCUUUGUAUGACAAACAAGUCACUGUCUUGACAGCUACUGCUAUUUUAUGGCAUUGGUCACACGGACUGUAACGUUAUCUUCUCAUAAGAAGAUCCAGCUAUUUAGAAGUAGAACUCGCAUGUAGAAUGGGAGGUAUUAUUAACUGUGCACCAUGUUAUACACAUUAAACGAUAGUGGAUGGGCCCCAUGCAAUGUUGAAAUUGAUUUUGCUGUCUUUGUGAAGAAAGGGAUGAUAUUGUGUGAUAUUAUGCCUUCUUCUUAGGGAAACAGAGGGAGUACCAAGCACUGCCAUCCGAGAGAUAUCCCUCCUCAAAGAGCUCAGCCACCCAAAUAUUGUCGAGUAUGUACCAUUGAGCUACAUGUUAUGUUAAACACCAGCUUUCUGUUAAAUUGUGCUUACAUUGACAUCUCUAUGUAUUUUAACACCGACAGGCUCCGUGAUGUCAUCCACACAGAGAACAAACUGUACCUGGUUUUUGAAUUCCUUCAUCAGGACCUCAAGAAGUUCAUGGACUCCUCCUCUGUCUCUGGUAUCGCUCUGCCACUUGUCAAGGUACGCACAUACUGCACUGCACACCCAACUUGUUUUGACUGAACAAAAAAAACAAUAGGUCUAUAAAGGAACGAGUGAUGCCAUUUAGUAGACACUUUUAUCCAAAGCAACUUAGUCAUGCAUGCAUAUAUUUUACGUAUGGGUGGCCCCAGGAAUUGAAUGCACAACCCUGAAGUUGCAAGUGCCAUGCUCUUAACAACUGAGCCAUACAGGACCACAGUGCUCCCACUGUGAUUUGAGACAUGCAUCAAAACAAUGUUUCGAUCCCACUUGGGUCUUUUGUCAGGUGGGCAUAUCAUCUAACUACUUUGCAAUGCUAUCAAGGUGAAAGACCCAAGUGAAAAGUACAUGUAUGGCAAUUGUUUGAAUAUUUACCAACUAACACAAUGUUUCUGUAUGUGUAAUGUUGUGGUUUUGUUUAUUACCAGGUCACAGCACAACUGUUGUCUGGAUUUGUAUGCCAAUGCUACAUACAUUUUGUCACCUGAAAUGAGAACAAUAUGGAAACCUACCAGGUUGUGUGACUGUCUGUCUCCCUAUGAAUCUAAUUAUGGUGUGUGUGUUUGCAGAGUUACCUGUUCCAGCUGCUACAGGGCCUGGCCUUCUGUCACUCCCACAGGGUUCUCCAUCGGGACCUGAAGCCCCAGAACCUGCUCAUCAACGCCCAGGGGGAGAUCAAGCUGGCUGACUUCGGCCUGGCUAGGGCCUUCGGGGUGCCUGUCCGCACCUACACUCAUGAGGUGAGGCAUACACUCACCAUACAGAAUACAUACCACACAGUAUUUUGCUGUGUGGUUUUUAGUUGGUCAAUGGCUAGCAAUAUGAGUGUUUUAGUGUUUCACUUGUUAUGCUCCUGUAAGCAUCUCAAAUGAUUUCUGAGCCCAUGAUAGGGAAACUAACAUGUAUUAACAUUUCUCAGGUGGUAACUCUAUGGUACCGAGCUCCAGAAAUUCUCUUGGGCUGCAAAUACUACUCUACAGCUGUUGACAUCUGGAGUUUGGGGUGCAUCUUUGCUGAAAUGGUAAAUCUAUUAUCUGGCUAUAAUAUUUUGCAGCUUUAACGUUAAUGAAGCAAGGUCUCACUCCAAACCUUCCAAUUCGUUCUUCAGAUCACUAGGAGGGCCUUGUUUCCAGGUGACUCCGAGAUCGAUCAGCUGUUCCGAAUCUUCCGUACCCUGGGUACUCCAGAUGAGGCGGCCUGGCCAGGGGUCACCUCCAUGCCCGACUACAAGCCCUCCUUCCCAAAGUGGGCCCGGCAGGAGCUGUCCAAAGUGGUGCCCCCUCUGGAUGAGGACGGGAGAGAGCUGCUCGGGGUGAGAACUCUAACCACAUUGACCACUUUAAUUAUGUUUUCGGAUUGGGCUGGUACCAAUAAGGUUAAUAAAAUAUAAUGAAUUGAAAUUACUGAUCAGAGCUUCACACUUUGCUGUCACUGGCCGAUUAAACAUUUUUAAUAGAUUAUGUCCCUUCUUAUGACGUAUUUAUUAUUCUUCCAGCAAAUGCUGACCUAUGACCCAAACAAGAGGAUAUCUGCUAAAAAUGCCCUCGUCCAUCGGUUCUUCCGCGAUGUCACCAUGCCAAUGCCACACCUACGACUGUGAGACAUGCAGACUGACAGGGACAAUACAUAGCCCAGGGUCUUUCCAUGAGAUACCUCUGAGCAUAAGGACUGCCCCAGCUCUUAUCCACACCUGAAUAGUACAGUCCAGGAGAUGGGAGAGAUCACAGGGAAAUAUGGGUGCCGUUCCAAAAAUCAUUCCGGCAGCCAAAAGCAGCAUUUUAUAAAUUAGAUGUCCUGUGAGUUUUUUUUCUCUACAGCUAUGAGUGCUUGUUAUGUAAUGGAGAAUGGAUUGGAAAACUCCACAAUUGUUUCAGCAUUCAAUUUGUAUUGAAGGGGUUAACAUGGUUUGGGAUGGGGGGAGGGGUU
Molecule: messenger RNA, 3226 nt
Organism: Coregonus sp. 'balchen'
Lineage: Eukaryota; Metazoa; Chordata; Actinopteri; Salmoniformes; Salmonidae
Source: the annotation of a GenBank genome assembly